UUUGUUUAUGUUGACGCUCAAUUUUAUGUAAUUUUGCACUAUGUGAUUGUAAUUUAAUCAGCUGCCAUGCGAUAUUAAUAACUAGGCUAUAGCAUUAGAUACAGUAAGUUGUAUCGAAGUCAUUUAGUGAAAAUGAUUUGAACGGAAUGGCUCUCCCACCACCAGAUCAAGUUUGUAUCAUGGAUCAGGGGUUGGAUGAAGAAGCUCCUUCCCCCCGCUGUCUACAGCAACAUUGUCUCUCACCAACAUCCUUAGCACUGCGAUUGGAAAGUGAUGAUGGUAUAGACUGCUAUGGAAAUGAGCGUGAAAUACUAACAGAGCAGGCCAGAUUUUACAACAACAAGCUGCUCAGUGAUGUUGUGCUGCAAGUAGAGAAUGAAAAGUUUUUUGCUCAUAAGCUGGUGCUGGUGAGAGCAUCGCAGGUCUUUGAACGCAUGUUUACAAGCAGACAAUGGGACAGUCACAAAGAGAAGGAAAUCAAGUUAGUUGAAGAAAGUGUUUGUGUGGGCGUGUUUCCAAGGUUUCUGAAGUUCCUCUAUACCUGCCACAUUAAGCUCAACAUUGAUAACACUCUGCCUGUUCUAAUCCUCUCUGACAAGUACAAUGUAACAGAUCUACGAAAUGUGUGCCUAGACUUUGCCUGCUACUACAUUAUUCCUAAAGUGCAGCUGAAAGAUGUCUUUCAUGUCUGGUUUCAGUAUGCCACCAAAUGCUACCAUCACAGGCUUACCAAUUCUUGUGUUCAGGCUUUGGCCAUGAAAAUGGAUGAAAUAAUCAACUCAGCUGAAUGGGAGGCUGAAUGGCUGAGUCUGGAUAAGGAACAACUUAUGGAGAUUAUGAAUUCAUCCUGUCUGGUUGUGAAAGAUGAAUAUGAUCUUUGGUUGGCUGUUGUGAAAUGGCUUACGGCCUUCAGAGAUUCUAAACAACUCAAUAACAAACAGUUUGAAACACUCUUAUCUGAACUGAUGGAGACUGUUAGGUUUCCAAUGAUGACCCCUGACCAGCUUAGUCAGUUAGAAUCACUCACCCUUGUGGAACAACAUAAGGAUCUGUUCCAGCAACCGCUUCUCCUGGCCUACAAAUACCACGCCCUUCCAUUAUCCACUCGGGCUCGCACAAAAGAGUUCACCACCAGGUCUUUCCUCUUGAGAAACUACUCCAACCUCCGCUGGGACAAACGCAUUGUGAUCCCACGUCUCUCCGCCAUUCCGAAAGGAACAGAGGUCGGCGUGCGAUUUUCCACCAGGGCGUCGUCUUUCCCAGCGCAGACUUGGGAAUGGGAGUUGAAAAUCCACCCCAAGGGUUUGUCCUCCAACCCAGAGGAUCUGCGUAUAUUACUGUACUCCAACGUCAUCUUGGAGCAGCCCCGGGCCGUGGAGUAUUACCUGGCGCUUGUCAAUAGUCAGCAGCUCCUGCACGCUGUGUGCGGCAAGAAGAACUUCUCCAAGGCUCGGUUCUUCUCUGACACGGAGAUGGAGAAGAAGGUCACGGUCAGCGAGUUGUCGCAGCAGCAGUCUCCGUUUGUUGUGGAGGACUCGCUGCUGCUGCAGAUUUGUUUGAGACCUGCUGACUAG
Messenger RNA from Physella acuta, 1574 nucleotides. Its product is annotated as BTB/POZ domain-containing protein 17. The record is from RefSeq and is a predicted model, not a curated record. NCBI's taxonomy places the organism in Eukaryota, Metazoa, Mollusca, Gastropoda, Physidae. Gene Ontology annotation, molecular function: protein binding.